Drosophila takahashii is the source of this 2900-nucleotide messenger RNA. RefSeq names its product vacuolar protein sorting 53 (gene Vps53). Gene Ontology annotation, cellular component: GARP complex. The record is from RefSeq and is a predicted model, not a curated record. Gene Ontology annotation, biological process: retrograde transport, endosome to Golgi. NCBI's taxonomy places the organism in Eukaryota, Metazoa, Arthropoda, Insecta, Diptera, Drosophilidae.
GUGUAGAAAAUCAGUUGGCAGCUCCCCAUCUUCAUGAAAGAAAAUAACAAAAACUUUUUAUACUACGGCAAUUAAAAGGAAUAAUUAAAGAUGAGCGAGGCUGCGGUGGCUGUGGAGGCGGAGGAGGGCAUGGUGGCCAAUAACAAGAUCCACUUCUCCAAGGAGGUGAAGCAGGUCAUCGACAAGGUCCUGAAAACAGACGAUCCCAUGGAUGCACCGGACUUCAACACCGUGGACUACAUCAACCAGCUGUUCCCCAACGAGCAGUCGCUGGCGGGGAUCGACGAGACCAUCCAGAAGAUGCAGUGCGAGGUGUCGCUGAUUGACGACAACAUCCGAUCCGUGGUGCGUGGCCAGACGAAUACCGGCCAGGAUGGCCAACUGGCGCUGUGCGAGGCACAAAAGGUGAUCAGUUCCCUCUUCAGCCACAUCAUCGACGUGAAGAGCCGGGCGGAGCGCACCGAGGAGAUGGUCAAGGAGAUAACCCGGGACAUCAAGCAGCUGGACUGCGCCAAGCGCAAUCUCACCGCUGCAAUUACGAGCCUAAAUCACCUGCACAUGCUGGUGGGCGGAAUCGACAGCCUCAAUAAGCUGAUUGAGCGGCGAUCCUACGGCGAAAUUCUCAAUCCCCUGCAGGCCAUCACCGAGGUUAACCAGCACUUUCAGCAGUUCUCCGACAUCGAGGAAAUUAAGAACCUCUCGCAAAGCGUCGACAAAAUCCAGGUCACUCUGGCGCAGCAAAUCACCGAGGAUUUUAAAGAGGCCUUUGCCGCCAAGCCGUCGGCACAAAACCAACACCGUUUGGGUCUCAAUCAGCUGGCCGACGCCUGCAAGGUGAUGUCCGUGCUGGAUCCCAAGGUGAAGAAGGAGCUGCUCAAGUGGUUCAUUGCCCAGCAGCUGGAGGAGUACACGCAUCUGUUCCACGAAAACCAGGACAUUGCCUGGCUGGACAAGAUCGACAAGCGGUAUGCCUGGCUGAAGCGGCAUCUGCUGGACUUCGAGGACAAGUACGGGCCGGUGUUUCCGCUGGACUGGGAGGUCUCCGAGCGCAUUACCGUGGAGUUCUGCCGACAGACGCGUGAACAAUUAGCUCUGAUCAUGUCCAAGCGCACCAACGAGAUCGAUGUGAGACUUCUCUUGUUCGCCAUCAACAAGACGCAGGCAUUUGAGCAGCUGCUCUCCAAACGCUUCACGGGGAUCACACUGGGAGCCAAGCAGGAGCCGGGAAGAGUGCUCACUGAGCCAACGGCUACGGAUGCUCCUUUGACCGUCUUCCACGAUCAAAUCGGGCAAUGCUUCAAGUCGCAUUUGGACAUCUACAUACGCAGCAUCGAUCGCAAUCUCGCGGAGCUGAUGGACAAGUUCGUGGAGAUGUCGCGCGAACCGUACAAGUUUGCCGAGGCCAAGACCACCGUGUAUCCCAGCUCCGGGGAUCUGUUCGUCUUCUACAAGAAGUGCAUGGUGCAGUGCAAUCAACUGAGCAACGAGCAACCCAUGUACGAUCUCGCUCUGGUUUUUAAGAAAUAUCUGCGGGAGUACGCCUCCAAAGUGCUCGAGGGCAGUACACCUAAGCUCGUGCCAGCCACCACAGGCAGCUCCAUUGGCAAAAGCGUCUCUUUGCUCACGCGCGACAUGCAGAAUUUGUCCACUGCCGCUGGCCAGGUGUUCCACAAUUUCCUCAAGGAGGGCGACACACAGCGAUUCUCGAGGGAUGACCUUGUGCGAAUUUGCUGCGUUCUGACCACCGGUGAAUACUGUCUGGAGACGGUCCAACAGUUGGAGGAUAAGCUGAAGGAGAAGGUGACCUCCGCCUAUGUGAGCAAGAUUGAUAUGAGCGAGGAAAAGGACGUUUUUCAUCGCAUCAUAUCCAACUGCAUCCAGCUGCUUGUUCAAGAUUUAGAGGCUGGCUGCGAAGCUUGGCUGCAGGCGAUGUCCAAGGUGCAGUGGCAGCACAUUAAUAACGUGGGCGACCAGAGCGCCUUUAUCAGCAGCCUCUGCGCCAACUUCAAGCAGACAGUGCCCACUAUCAGGGACACUUUGGCCAGUUCGCGCAAGUACUUCACCCAGUUUUGCCACCGCUUCGUGGCCGCCUUUAUACCGAAGUUCAUCAACGUGCUGUACCGCUGCAAACUGACCCUUUCGGAUGGUUCCAAUAAUGUGCUGGGUUGCGAGCAGCUGCUGCUGGACACCCAUUCGCUGAAGACGGCACUUCUGGAGCUGCCGUCGGUGGGUUCGAGUGUCAAUCGCAAGGCGCCCACCAGCUACACUAAGGUGGUGGUGAAGGAUAUGACGCGGGCCGAGAUGAUCAUCAAGGUGGUGAUGACGCCUGUCCAGCCACCAGCGCACUUUACCCAGCAAGUGCUCAAACUGCUGCCCGACAUCACCAUUGCGGAGUAUCAAAAGAUACUCGAUAUGAAGGCCGUCAAGCGGGUGGAUCAACUUCAACUAAUCGAUCUUUUCAAGCACACGGCUUCGGCAGCGGCAGUUAGUGGCUUAAUUGAGGCAACUGUGGGAGAUGAAGACACCCAGGGAACAGAAACGUCGGCCACAACCUCCGGAACGACUGAAGAUGCUGAAACCUCCACCGGAGCAACCGAAUCCAGUACAACCACGGCCACAACGGCGGCUUCUUCCACACCCAAGCGUGCCUUCAUCUUCAGCGUGGGCAGCUUCACGGGAAGCGCGGACAAGAACGCCGAUGGCAGCUCGCAGACGGGCAUCCGGAAACUGGAAAAUCUACUGAAAAAGCGCUUCCCCUAGGCGAUAUAUCUAUCCAUCUAUCUUCAAAAAUCAUUCCAUUGAGUUCGCUUUAGUUUGACAAUGUUGGUGAACGCUUAUUUGCUUAAUUAAUAGAGUUUUAAAUGGUCUAAUAAGGUUUGAAGAGACAAAUGACACACUUA